AAAAAUCUCUACAAGAAUUUCCGUACCCCAUCAUUACGGAGGAUAAGAUGGAGAUAGGGUUCCACUCCUGUGUGACACGAUAACAUCCCUACACAUACAUAGUCAAGUGAUAGGACCUCAGCCUUUAAAACCUUGACUUUUUUUCUUUUUUUUUUGGUACAUAAAAAAACCUUGACUAUUAAGUCUAAGCUAAUUGGAAUUAAAAAAACACUAUUGUCAUAUACAUAGAUUUUUUUUCCUAAUCUUCGAGUUCAAUUACAAAUUUUAUGAAAGAAUUUCCUUUCUGUCAAAUGUCAGUCCACCUCCAAUGGUCGCUCUCUGUUUAAUCCACAUCAACAGAAGAAAAGGGGACCUUGAGAGAUCAAGCUAGUUCUAUACAGUUCAAACAUAUAGGAAAGUACUGUACCAUGAACGAAAAGGAUAGAGAAGAAAUGCCAAUGGGGCAGCCAGCCAAUAGUCAUAGGCAACGUAAGAGGCAUACAAACUGAUUGAGUAAAACAUAUAAGACAGUCUGUCGGCUAUUAUCUCUCCUAUAAUUCUGGAAUCUCUGAUCAUGUUACUCAGCAAACAAUAGUACUUAAUUGGCAUUAAUUGGGAGCAGAGAAAUGAAUUAUAAAUGCAAUCAUAAUAACGUGUAAUUGAUGGAAACUGUUGGAAUGAUACAGCAACACAUGACCAUGGCAACAAAAAGGAAAAAAAAAGUUACUGACCUGCGCUCAGGCAUUAAUCUACAAAUCAGUGGGGAAAAUAGUAAAGCAUAUGAACAUGCUGUGUUUCAAUCCUGAAAAAUAUUCAGCAUUACUCAAUCAGUUUUAGUUGUCACCACAUAUUCAAGGAAGAUAUUCUGCACAAGCUUCCAGUUCCACUGUUUGCAAAAUCACAGAGCAAGAUAACAGGGCAGGUGAAUGAACACAGCAUACUAUAACAGCAAACCAUACCGACAAAUUAAAGUAAACGUGCUCGAACUGUUCAAAUUGUCAAAACCCCUAGCGGCCUUUGUCUUCAUGCUAAUGAAUGAUUCCCCUCCUCGUCCUAAAGCUAGAGUAACCUGCCUCAAAUUGUACAGAAGUGUUGGCAUUGGGUUCCUCUCGCGGCUUUGAUAAACAUUAACACUCAAAUAGUAUCGAACAAAAUGUUAUGUCUAUCUUGUCCUAGCACAAAUGAUAGCACCUUCCCUACAUCAAACGCAUCGUAAAAUAGUUAUAAAGUAUAAACACAGUAUAUCUUGAUAUAAAAUAAUUUUAUGCUAAGUGAAGUUAUAUACAAAACCAAAUUAUGAGCAGAUAUCUGGUCUCAAUAUUAUACACAACUUGCAUUUGCAAACAAAUGUUUACAUGCACGAGCACGUCGCAUUACCCUCUCACCCUCAUUAUAGACUCUCAUCUGUAGGUAUGACACAAUCAAUGCCACAUCUUGCACUUGCACAGGUAGCCACACACCUGCUCCAACAAUGCAGUUAAACUCUCCCAUUAAUGUUCAGCUGAUUUGAUCUUGACAAGAGCAGCCCACCAAAGUCUUGUUAUCUUUCUACUUGUUUCUCUCUACUCACAUCUGUUACAAAGCCUUCUAGCGACCACCAUGUCAUACCCAGUCAUUCUCAUAAGAACCCAGUUCUCUUGCUGUUGAAUAAGUCUCCUUCUGCUUC
This is a messenger RNA of Rubroshorea leprosula, 1645 nucleotides long. The record is from the annotation of a GenBank genome assembly. Lineage: Eukaryota; Viridiplantae; Streptophyta; Magnoliopsida; Malvales; Dipterocarpaceae.